This is a messenger RNA of Saccostrea echinata, 1327 nucleotides long. RefSeq lists its product as uncharacterized. Bases 98 to 562 code for a protein of 154 amino acids. The record is from RefSeq and is a predicted model, not a curated record. The transcript has 4 exons. Lineage: Eukaryota; Metazoa; Mollusca; Bivalvia; Ostreida; Ostreidae.
AUGUGUGCCACAUGCACAUUCUUCAGUGUUGGACUCUGAGUUUUGUGAAGCAUCACAAAGUACACGGACUGAAGUUCUUAAUUGCCCUACAGACAAAAUGAAGUGGAGGGAAGCGGCAGAGAUGAAGAACUGCUCACAUUAUGAGCAUGCAUGUAAAGGAAAACUUUCAUAUCAUUGUGUCAUAAAUCCAUGGCAGAAUGCCACAGUUGAAGUGUGUGCACCAGAAACUCAAAUUAAUGCAGGAUACUGUGCAGAAUACAAUCGAAGAGGUGGAAAAAUACAGGAAUUUUAUAAGAAGUCCUGUGAAAAUUGUGUGAAUGAAUACAUCUCAACAGAAGCUUAUAAAUAUCAAGAAUGUUACAGAGCAGUCUAUAAACUCCGUGCAAAUAAGACAAAAGAUAUGUUCAAAAGUAACAGAAUUCUUGAUUCUAAUAAUGCAACGCAAGCAAUGCAAGAAAAAGAUGGAUCAGAACAAGCUUUCCCCAGCAUAGGCAACUACACUGGUGGACAUUCUUUCCACGUGAUUUUACUUGUCUGCUUUCUAUUUGUAUGCUUAUGCUAAACCUUCACUAAAAAUAUUUAUAAACGCAAAAUUUAAGAGACUUGCAAAUAUUUUUGCCUCUGUUUAGUUCUAUUAACAAAGGAAGACACAAAUCAAUAUGUUUCAGUGUAGAUUUUUAGCUCUACUGGUCAGAGACCAGAAGAGCUUAUGCAAUUGUAAGGUGUCCGCUGUCCAUCCGUCUGUCUAGCUGUCUGUCUGUCCAUCCGUCUGUAAACAAUUUUUCAGAACGCUACUCCUUCUACAGUUUUGGUCUGAUUUCAAUAUAACUUGGCAUAUACAGUCCCUGAAAUGCUAUACUUUCCAAUUUUUCCAUUGGCUCACCGUUCGUUCAGAAUGUGUUCACCGUUCUUUCACCGUGCUUUCACCCUUCACUCUCCAUUCACAGUUUUGCGUUCAGCGUUCACCAUGCGCUCGCGUUCACUCUCCGUUUGUUCACUUUGCGUUCACCUUGCGUUCAGUGUUCACUUAUCGUUCAGUCUUCACUGUCAUUCAGAACUCCAAAGUUAAAGGACUUAUCGUUUUGUAAGUAGACUACACUAAGAUACAUAAUUCUCUGUAUCGAUUUUUGAUUUCAAUGAACGGUGUCGCCAUGGUUACUAAAAGUAGAGAUUACUGGGAAAUCCUUUAAAAGUGCUACUCCUCCUACAGUUUUGGUCUCAUAUCAAUAUCAAUCAGCACACAAUUAGACUAUACUAAGAUACAUAAUUCUGUUUAUCUGUUUUUGAUUUCAAUGAAUGGUGUUGUCAUGGUUACUUAAAAUAGAAA